ACCUGCUCCAGAAAAACUCAAGCUCCAGCUUGUCUUUCCUGACCUGACCUGUUUCUGCUCCACAACCACCCGUUCAGCCUGUUCCCUUUAACCACCAAACCUGACAGAGGAAGAGACUAUGGAGCGGCUUGGAGUAACAGCAGCGAGCCGAAGACCCAAAGAAAUAACAACACCUGUGUGUUCUGUUGCAGGACUUUUCAAUGUCAUUUUGAAGAUGUUUUUGUUGACCGCUUCUCAUUUGGAGACGAAACACGUCAAAGCGGACCAUAGAGUGGAGGUUCUGCUUGGAGCAACCACCAUCCUACCCUGCGAAAUCAUCGGCACAAGUGAUCGUCUGUCCCAGAUCACAUGGCAGAGAACCACCAAACAGAAAGAUGGUCAUUUUUUGACAAUUAGGCCCAACAAUGAAGUCAAAUAUAGCAAUGAAGAAGACUUGCGAUUUGAAUUUAUUGGGAAUUUUGAUGAGAAAAAUGGAACUCUGAAGUUUUCUAAUGUAACACUGAAGGAUGAAGGAAGCUACACAUGCAUCUUCAGCUUAUUGCCCAGUGGAAAACAAAGCAGAACUUCACAACGUGUAGUACUUGUGCCCCCAAAUACAAAUCUGAUGUCUUAUACACCCAUUGAGGGAAAUGAGGAGGUUCCUCUUGCAACCUGCACAGCUGCUGCCUCCAAACCUAAGGCAGAGGUGAAAUGGAUCAAAGGUUCUCUGGAAGGAAAAGUUCGAGAAGAACUCAAUGAAACUCAGCAUGCUAAUGGGACGACCACCACACGGAGUACGCUGAUUGGAAAACCUGAGAGAGAGAUGAAUGGUCAGUCGGUGAAGUGUGUCGUCUCAAGUGAGACAAUAAAAGAAGAAAUCCUGGAAACCAAUAUCCAGGUCCACUACUCGCCAGGAAAAGUCAAUAUUAUUGAAAAAUCCAAAGUCUCAUAUGAGUGUGAAACUGAGGCAAACCCAAUUGCAACUUUUACCUGGAAAAGGUAGAGUAAUUUGAAAAUAUGUCAUAAAAUC
Messenger RNA from Oryzias melastigma (Indian medaka), 1009 nucleotides. RefSeq names its product poliovirus receptor. The record is from RefSeq and is a predicted model, not a curated record. The coding region runs from base 119 to 982 and encodes 287 amino acids. The transcript has 5 exons. NCBI's taxonomy places the organism in Eukaryota, Metazoa, Chordata, Actinopteri, Beloniformes, Adrianichthyidae. Gene Ontology annotation, cellular component: adherens junction. Gene Ontology annotation, biological process: homophilic cell-cell adhesion; heterophilic cell-cell adhesion.